Molecule: messenger RNA, 1114 nt
Organism: Guyanagaster necrorhizus
Lineage: Eukaryota; Fungi; Basidiomycota; Agaricomycetes; Agaricales; Physalacriaceae
Product: adenosine deaminase
Exons: 1
Coding region: 26-1114 (362 amino acids)
Biological process (GO): hypoxanthine salvage; adenine catabolic process
Cellular component (GO): cytosol
Molecular function (GO): adenine deaminase activity
Source: RefSeq, a predicted model, not a curated record
CACCACUGCCGCGGCACACUGCGAUAUGGACACUUCCAUCUCAACAUUCGUGUCCCAGCUACCCAAAGUCGAGCUGCAUGUCCAUAUCGAGGGGACGUUGUCGCCAUCUCUGCGUUGGCAUCUCGCGCAGAAGAACCAAAUCCCUCUUCCUCAGUAUCCGACGUACAAAUCUCUCGUUGCAUCGUACGCGACCAUGUACAACCACAGACGAGAAUUGCACGGUGACAACGGCCUCCCGACCUUUCUUGAAGCUUACUAUGGCGGGAUGGAGGUGCUGCGAACCGAAGAAGACUUCUACGACCUUGCGAUGGAGUACUUGGCCAAGGCAGCAGACAUGAAUGUCCGGUACGCGGAUCCGUUCUUCGACCCUCAGGCGCAUACUCGACGGGGAGUCGCCCUCGCGGCUGUGAUGAAUGGGCUUGAGCGAGCGAAGCGGGAUGCAAAGGAGAUGUACGGUGUGGAAGUGGACUGGACAAUGUGUUUUUUACGGGACGUGGACCCAUCGUCCGCGAUGGAGACGUACGAGCAGGCGCUCGAGGGAGGAUUCGGUCAUGUCUUUCAUGCUGUUGGCCUGGAUAGCAACGAGUAUGACCGGCCGCCGAGUCUUUUCCAAGACAUCUUCGCCCGGGCAAGGAAGGACGGAUAUUGGAUCACAGCUCAUUGCGAUGUUGGGCAGAAAGACACACACGAGCACAUUCGCGAGGUCGCUACCAGCUGUGUUGGCGGCCUCGAGGGCGCCGACCGCAUUGACCAUGGUUUGAAUGCCAUCGAGCGGCCAGAGCUGAUUCAGAUAAUCAAGCAACGUAGUCUAGGGCUCACGCUGUGUCCCCACGCCUACCAUCGGCGGCUCCCAACAGAAUACGUAUUUGGGAAUAUCAAGCGGCUAUGGAACGAGGGCGUUAGGAUCACGAUUGCGAGCGACGAUCCGACGUACAUGCAUCAGCGGUGGGUGCUAGAAAACUUGGAGCUAGUAAUGUACCAUUGCGGGUUCAGCGGCGGGGAUAUGGUUCGCUUACAGCGAACUGGCGUGGAUAUCUCUUGGGCAGCUGAGGAUGUAAAGGAAAGGAUCAGAAAGGAACUGGACAUCAUGGAAAGGACACUUACAUCAGAGUGA